Rhinichthys klamathensis goyatoka is the source of this 1673-nucleotide messenger RNA. It is a transcript of the gene eva1aa, whose product is annotated as protein eva-1 homolog A. The coding region runs from base 479 to 901 and encodes 140 amino acids. The record is from RefSeq and is a predicted model, not a curated record. NCBI's taxonomy places the organism in Eukaryota, Metazoa, Chordata, Actinopteri, Cypriniformes, Leuciscidae. The transcript is spliced from 4 exons.
UGCUGCUCUCUCAGCGGAGGGAAAAGCCGUGAAUCAGGAGAACGGCGCUGAAGGAAGAAAGGCAGGAGGUCACAUGAGAUUCUUGAGGAGAUCCGAUGUGUGAUUAGUCGUGGAGUUUUGGUUUACGCUUCCUCCGUCUGUGUGUGACGGCGAACACACACGUGUGCACAGGUAGACGCUGACCGGAGGACAGAAUAAGAGUGUGAGGAACAGAUUUUCACCAGCAUGUGUUUUCCCAAAGAAACUCGUGCAGGAGUCGGUUUCCAGGCACCCAUCGUUCCCCUCUCCCCCAUCAGUGCCUCAUGACCCCAACGUGGUGGGAGACAGCGCCCCUCCUGACGGGACCCCGUCUCUGACCUCGGACUCCGCGCCAGGGAGGUCGACGCGAGGCCGGAGUUCUGGUCCUUAUUCGGAAAAGCCGGUUCCGUCUGGAGAAAGCGAUCCGAACCCAACCGUCUCCAGCGUGAUCAGACCAGACAUGACUCUCAUCAGCAGCAUGCUGACGGCCUACACCUACAUCACAGAGCACCCAGAGGGAUGUGCGCUGUUUUUCAUGUGCGGUGUGUGUGCGGGUCUGUUCCUCACACUCUUCGCGCUGGUGGUUCAGAUUUCCUGCCGUACAGACUGUAAACGUCAUCACAGCGUCGCUAAGAAGCGGCCGAGACCCACGGACUCCGCCAGCGACAGCAGCGACUCUGAUUCUGACUGGGACUCGAGCUCAGACCUGUCGGCCCGCCGGCACCGGCGCUUCGAGCGCACGCUCAACACCAACAUCUUCACAUCGGCGGAGGAGCUGGAGCGAGCGCAGCGGCUGGAGGAGAGAGAGCGGAUCAUACGGGAAAUCUGGAUGAACGGACAGCCCGACGUCCCGGGAACGCGUAGCUUGAAUCGCUACUAUUAGAUCGGACACAUCCAGAUGUGAAGCUUCUACCGGGAGUUUUCUGAACGCUAAAGUGUUUGCCACGUGUGGCAUUAAACUACACAUUUCCUUUGCAGUGGAAAUAAGCUCUUGGUUGAGGCGUGAUUUAUCCGUAACCUUCGCUAUGCAGAGGUGAAAGGUCAAAUGCUGCGUUCCCUACAGUCGCAUGUGGAAAUAUUCCUACUUGAUGUCCAACAUCUCGCAGUUUUGAAUUUACCCAAGUUGGAAGUGUCGUUCCGCUGAACUUCCCAGUAGGAAGUUGGACAUUCCAGUUUUUAGUGCAGCUGAAGCUAAGGCUCAUGGGAGAUGUAGUUCACUUGAGUCUGAGAGGUGUGAUAAGCUCUAAGCACUGUGAUUGGUCCUUCACUCUGCCUGUCAAACAGUGAGGACCGCCUUCUGUGCGGAGAGGCGUCAACAAAUUAAGUGCCUUACAGUUUGAUCUGACAAAAUACACAUACAGUGGGACUAAAAUGUAUUUGGACACUUACACAUAUCUGAAUGUCAUUGCAUUAGCAGACAAAUAUAACAAACCAGGCUGCAUUUCCAAACAAAUGAUGCUAGAGCUUCAAUUUUCUGCAUCACAACAAGUGUCACAAUGCAUUGUUCGGUAACACUUUAAAAAAAGGUUCCAUUUGUUAACAUGAACUAACAAUGAAAUAUAUUUUAAGGUAUUUAUUCAUCUCAGUUAAUGUUAAUUUCGACAUUUACUAAUAGAUUAUUAAAAUAAUUGAAUGAAAACUGUAUUUUAUUUAAU